CAAUUCACUGCCCGCACUUUUCACUCAAAAAGUGAAUCACUUAGCCCACACGACACCCAUGCCCAACGUCACCCCGGCCAACGCUUCAAAACGUCACGACGCGACGCUAUUAUUCUAUUAUCCCUGUUCAAUAGAUAGCACGACGACCCUCACCUAGUUAACACCCAAGGAACAUAUGACCUGUAAUGGAUGUGAAGAUCUGGAGGUGACGUUUUGCUUGAAUCUCCCCGAGAAUGAGAGAAACUUAAAACUUCUUUUGUUUACGAUCAAGCUGGUCAUAGUUUCGUAAAGGUGGACCCACCGACAAACGAGACGGCACUUCAUUCAUUCCGUGGAAUAUCUAAUUUACAUAGGGAAGUGUAGAAUUCGAUUAAAAAAUUUGGGUUUUUAAUUGUUUUUAGUGAGAUGUUUAAAUUCCGGUGGUUAAAUUCCGAUGAUUGAAAGAACAAGAGAAUUUGUCCAUUUGUUGAUUUGUUCUAAUUCUAACAAUAAUUGUUCUUAAAAUUGUACAGUGAUUUUGUCCAGUGAUAAUAUCUGCUGUGGUAUGCGGUUUAAAGCCUGGACAGAAAAGUUCAUUGCCAUUCUUAAAUUAUAAAGUUACUGAAAUUACUUUACAUUGGCGUUUCCAAGAAGAAGCCACAAAAUAAGCGGCGUUCCUUUAUCUUGAUCCUCGCCGCCUCAACCUUGCCCUGUUUGCUGCUGGUUAUCAUCACCUGCAGACAAACUUUCUCCAUUAAGCGUGUUUACAGUUUGUACUGAAAUUAGGGGUAAUGUUUGGGGAGACCAAUUCGUACCAAUUUCUGAACAUAGCUUUCAGACCAAUAUCUUCCGCCUAUAAUAACAGCCUUUGUUUUAUGGAACAUUUUAGUACGAUUUUCAAAUUUUGUAUACCAUGUGUGUAAAUAAUUACACUCCCAGUUUCCUGUAAGCCGUAAAGGCCAAAAGUGAUCCACCUAGCAACUUUGUCUAAGAAGUUUUAGUACCACUUAUUUGACACGCGAAACAAUAUAGAUCAGUGCUCUUUUUAAACUGAAGCACUCGCGAAAUAAUGCCUUUACAAGCACGAGAGUUUGACCAAGUUCCGGGUCACAUGGAGCCAGAGAAUAACAUCGUGGCGCCUGAAGGGGAAGCGGGUCUCGACCUGGACAACGAAGAAAACUCGGGACUGGGACGUGUCUGCUUUUCCACGGACGCGACCCAGACGGAGGGGGAUGGCGAUGUGGUGGAUGGUGCAGCACAUCUCGUCCAACCACACCCACUCCUUCCAAACAACCAGAAUAACAAUGGGUCAUGCGAGCUCGCUGAUGAGGGACCGACCUGUUCUCAGUCUGAUGGGGGAUUCUUGUCCAGCUUGUUCACAAUGGUGCUUCCGGUGAAGAAACGGGAUCAAAUCGUAAAUCCAACAAAUAGUCGUACUAUUGCUACCCAAACGGAGGAGCAGGAUCCAAUUUGUGCCAGAGGUCAACAGUUGAGCCUUUUGUUGAUUCAAGAACUUUCACUGCAAAAUCCUAUCCCGGCUUCGUAUAAAGAUGAUGUUUACGAAUCUCUCGCGUCCUGCAUUUGCGACAUGCUUGUAAAACAUUCCAUUUUAUUCAACGGCAUGGUUCGACGAUGCCAUGUAACUCAUUAUCGGACAUUCUGUUGUAUUGCGAAUGAAAUAUUUGAAGCGAAUGACUCCGGUCAGUUUAAUGUGUCAUGGGGUCGGAUUAUCAGCCUGUUUGCUUUUGCGGUUCGUCUCGCUCAGGAAUUCCGAGAGGACGAGGAGCAAGUUGACUACAUUAUUCGUUUCUUGGCUUCAUAUGUCACGAAACAUCUAAUUCCAUUUGUCCGUUCACAUGGAGGAUGGGAGAAUCUAGUCGAGCACUAUCCUAUCCCAGUUGAUGAUGAUUCGCAAAUGAAGAGAGCAAUAUUGUGGUCCGGCCUUUGUGUAGGUCUAAUGGCGACAAUGUACGUAUCAUCAUUUCUGUCGUCACGAUAGUACAUUUAUUCAAGCAAAAAAAGGUCUUUCGAGAAAGUACUCUAUAAGUUUUAGUUGCGUCCAAUGCUCAACUGCGUCAUUCAUUUAAUACCAUUUUAUACCAAACCACAGCAGCUAUUGUUAUACAGUAACUAUUAUUGUCAGAUUUUAUUUUAUUUUUAUUUUUUAUAAAAAAUAGCUCUUACAUGUUAUUUAUUCUAUCGUAUGUUCUAUCGUAUGUUAAGAUGUGAAUUAUUUUCAAGGUAUUGAUGUUCUCUUAAUGCGUGGUAAGACAGGCAUUUAAAGUAUUAUUCGAAUCUUUUAUCUUAACGGAAAUGCCGGUAAAUAUAAUAGAGUAAUAUUUUACCUAAUAUUUUUAAUAUUACAAACCAAUACUCAUCAUGCUAAGGCGACGGUAUUUCUUGACUGCCAGCUCUCUAGUCUUCCCAAAUUGUGAAUAAUAUUGACUAUAAGACAUUGAAACCCAAUAUAAUAAUUAAUUUUACACCUUGUAUAUUGAGAUCUUGAUUGUGGUCGUGUGGCCGAAAUUAAACCAAAGUGAGAUAGUAAUAAAUAAAUGGCUAUUGAAGGGGGAGAUGCUUUAAGAUUGCUCAUUUUUUUAAUCCUUGUGAAGUAUUUUGUAUUUAAUGUUAAAAUAAUAAUUGUAAUGAUUGCGGGGGGUAUUUUUCACGAAGGGCAGCUUUCACGAACUAAACAUGAGUAUUAUAAAAUCUAUUUCCGUGUAUGACGUACAUAAUUAUUCAGAUUGAUAUUCAGUAUGAUUUUUUGUUCUCUCGUCAAAAUUUUCAGUAAUAAAAGUAUUUCUCGUUCAAACGCGUA
This is a messenger RNA of Folsomia candida, 2797 nucleotides long. Its product is annotated as apoptosis regulator Bcl-2. Lineage: Eukaryota; Metazoa; Arthropoda; Collembola; Entomobryomorpha; Isotomidae. Bases 1049 to 1978 code for a protein of 309 amino acids. Gene Ontology annotation, cellular component: mitochondrial outer membrane. The transcript has 6 exons. Gene Ontology annotation, biological process: intrinsic apoptotic signaling pathway in response to DNA damage; extrinsic apoptotic signaling pathway in absence of ligand; regulation of apoptotic process. The record is from RefSeq and is a predicted model, not a curated record. Gene Ontology annotation, molecular function: protein homodimerization activity; protein heterodimerization activity.